This is a messenger RNA of Aaosphaeria arxii CBS 175.79, 3938 nucleotides long. RefSeq names its product ATP-dependent protease La. The record is from RefSeq and is a predicted model, not a curated record. Gene Ontology annotation, cellular component: mitochondrial matrix. Lineage: Eukaryota; Fungi; Ascomycota; Dothideomycetes; Pleosporales. Bases 179 to 3502 code for a protein of 1107 amino acids. The transcript has 2 exons. Gene Ontology annotation, molecular function: ATP hydrolysis activity; serine-type endopeptidase activity; single-stranded DNA binding. Gene Ontology annotation, biological process: mitochondrion organization; chaperone-mediated protein complex assembly; protein catabolic process.
GAUCAAUUCACCUCCGCCACGCCAAUUUCCUGCCAUCACACCGUGCUGUAGGCUUGUUACAGGUCGUCAACGUCGCACCGCUUGAGACGACACCUGAACACGACCAUCAGCAGCUUCUCAUCCUCCAAAACGAAACAUCCCUCCAUCGGUCCGAGUCACUGCCGUAUCAGUAGCCAGCAUGCUUCAAGGCCAGCGCCUAACGUGGCGAGCAGCUCUACGCCAUGUACCUCGUUCAGGUGCUUCAUUAUCGGCCUCGAGAGCUACAACCUCUCUGCGACCGUCCCAGUAUACAGCGUCCUCAUUGACACAAUAUCCUCGAAGAUGUCCGUCUCCGCCUGUCGCCCUCUUCGCCUCUCGUAGCUUCUCCACCACAUUGAGCCGACACAAGGAAAGGGACCCCAAGUCAAUACCGGAUCCACAAGAAGAGGUCAAGGAUGAAGAGAGCGAGGAACAAAAGAAGAUUCAGGAGGAAACUAAGGAGGUCGAAGGCAAGUCCAAAUCGCCAGAACCUAUCCCCUCCUCUAAUUCCAGCAAUGCGCGAGGCAGCGCUGCAGGCGAGGGGGGAUCAUCAGGUGGCGAUGGUGGCAGUGGGAAGAAGAAGAAGACAUCUGAACGUUCUCUUGUUAAACCAUCCAUACCAGAAGUUUACCCUCAAGUAAUGGCCAUCCCCAUCGGCAAGCGACCCCUCUUCCCUGGCUUCUACAAGGCGAUUACAAUCCGCAAUAAGGAGGUUGGACAAGCGAUUGCAGACAUGGUGAAGAGGGGACAGCCAUAUAUCGGUGCUUUUCUGCUCAAGGACGAUGAUGCAGACAAAGAUGUUAUCGAUGAUCCGAAUGAGGUCUACGAUGUGGGCACUUUCUGCCAGGUUACUAGCGCCUUUCCCGUCGGACCAGAUGACAACUUCGCGAUGACAUGCGUUCUCUAUCCCCACCGACGAAUCAAGAUGACUGACUUGAAACCCCCGGCCGCCGAUAAAGCACCCGAGACACCCCAGAGUGAACCUUCCGUUGUAGAGAGCACCCUUGGAGAGGAUGCAGUGAAGGAAUCGACUCCACAACAGACGGAAACAGAGGCUGAACAAUCCAAGGGCGACGUUGUAGCAAGCUUCGAGGAAGGUUCUGCUGAUGCUGAAAAGGCGCCACAGUACUACGAAGCUACUUCAUUCCUCAAGGACCGCAAGGUCAGCAUCGCAAAUGUUGAGAACCUUAUGGAGGAGCCAUUCGAUAUCAAGAACAACAGGACCAUCCCCGCGCUUGUCAGCGAGAUUGUCAACACAUUCAAGGCCGUUGCACUGCUCAACCCUCUCUUCCGCGAUCACAUUUCUACCUUCUCUGUUCAGACUACUAUGAACGUGGGGGAAGACCCUGUCAAGCUGGCAGAUUUCGCAGCUGCAGUUGCACAGGCUGACUCGCACGAGUUGCAGGAGGCACUGGAAGAAAUGAACGUUGAGCAGCGCCUGAGCAAGGCACUGAUUGUGUUGAAAAAAGAGCUCAUGAAUGCCGAGCUCCAGUCAAAGAUCGUUAAGGACGUCGAGACAAAGAUACACAAGAAGCAACGCGAAUACUGGUUAAUGGAACAGAUGAAGGGUAUCAAGCGUGAGCUUGGUAUCGAGUCUGAUGGCAAGGACAAACUGAUUGAACGUUUCAAUGAAAAGGCUACCAAGCUUGCUAUGCCCGAGGCUGUGAAGAAGGUCUUCGACGAGGAGAUCAGCAAGCUCUCCCACCUAGAGCCAGCAGCAUCGGAGUUUAAUGUUACCCGAAACUACCUGGACUGGUUGACACAGCUGCCCUGGGGCCAGCGUAGCGCAGAGAACUUCGGCAUCAAGCAUGCACGAGAGGUGUUGGACGAGGAUCACUACGGACUGAAGGAUGUCAAAGAUCGCAUUUUGGAGUUCAUUGCUGUUGGAAAGCUUCGUGGCACUGUAGAGGGUAAAAUCCUCUGCAUGGUGGGACCUCCAGGAGUGGGCAAAACGUCGAUCGGAAAGUCUGUCGCUCGCGCCCUCAAUCGCCAGUACUACCGAUUCAGUGUUGGCGGUCUGUCAGAUGUUGCCGAGAUCAAGGGUCACCGAAGGACAUACGUUGGCGCGCUGCCCGGCCGUAUCAUCCAGGCACUGAAGAAAUGCCAGACCGAGAACCCUCUCAUCUUGAUCGAUGAGGUCGACAAGAUUGGCCGCGGACACAACGGUGAUCCCGCCUCUGCUCUGCUAGAGUUGCUCGACCCUGAGCAGAACAGCAGCUUCCUCGACCACUACUUGGAUGUUCCUGUCGAUUUGUCCAAGGUCUUGUUCGUUUGCACAGCUAACAUGACCGACACCAUUCCCCGCCCUCUUCUGGACCGAAUGGAGAUGAUUGAGCUUUCCGGAUACGUCGCGGACGAGAAGAUGGCAAUUGCUGAACGCUACCUAGCCCCAACCGCCAAGGAAACCAACGGACUGAAGGAUGUCGAUGUUAUCCUCGAGAAGGAGGCUAUUGUAGAGUUGAUCAACAAGUACUGCCGUGAAUCUGGUGUCAGAAACCUCAAGAAGCAGAUCGAAAAGGUCUACCGAAAAUCUGCUCUCAAGAUCGUCACCGACCUCGGCGAAGAGGCCUUCCCUGAGUCGGAGGCUCUCACUGAGGAAGGCAAAGCUGCACAGAAAGAAUCAGAGAAAGAUACCUCUGACGUCAAGGAGACCCCCGAGACUAUUGAGAACGAAACUACCGAGGUCCCCCGCGUUGCUUUGAAAGUUCCAGACUCCGUUCACGUCAGCAUCAACAAGGACAACCUCAAGGAUUACGUCGGUCCACCUGUCUUCACCUCCGAUCGCCUCUACGACACGACUCCCCCCGGUGUCGCCAUGGGUCUGGCGUGGACAUCCAUGGGCGGUGCAGCCCUCUACGUCGAGUCUAUCCUCGAGAGCGCCCUCUCCGCCAAUUCGCACGCCGGCCUCGAGCGCACCGGAUCUCUCAAGAACGUCAUGAAGGAGUCCACCACCGUCGCAUACUCCUUCGCCAAGGGCUUAGUCGCGCGAGAGUUCCCCAAGAACAAAUUCUUCGAACACGCAAGGAUCCAUCUCCACUGCCCCGAGGGUGCUGUACCAAAGGACGGACCAAGCGCGGGUAUCACAAUGGCGACCAGUCUGCUCAGUCUGGCGUUCAACAAGCAGCUCCAGACCACCAUCGCCAUGACGGGUGAGCUCACUGUCACAGGAAAGGUGCUCAGGAUCGGAGGACUCCGAGAGAAGACGGUAGCCGCCAGGAGAGCCGGUGCGACCAUGGUCAUCUUCCCGCAAGACAACAUGUCGGAUUGGCUCGAGUUGCCUGAGAACAUCAAAGAAGGCAUCGAAGGCAAGCCCGUCUCCUGGUACAGCGAAGUCUUCAGCCUAGUCUUCCCGGACCUCGACCGCGACGCCGCCAACAAGCUCUGGGAGAAGGAGCUCAAGGGCAAGAAGGGCGACAAGAAGAAGUACAAGGAGAAGGCACGCAAGGAGGAAGAGGAGGAGGAAUCCGGCGAAGACGACGAUUGAGUCAAUACCGCCCACCCUUUCUUUUCCGCUUCCGCACCCGCACAAAUCUUUGGAUCUAGAGGAAGCGACCGACCGAUCGAUCAUCUUGUAACAACAAUUUAAAGCAUAGUUAUCCGGCGUCCUGGGACCAGGUGGACACAAGGGGAAAGCUUUUUUUGCAUGACAUAUAGUUAGCUAGCUCCCCGCAACCUCGAACGGCUGCACGUUUUUCUGCAUGCAUUUUUCCGGGACUUUUAACUUGAUUUACCACGAGGUUUUCCCAGAGCGAAAGACGAAAGGGACGACAUGAAUGGGUCGUUGGAAAACCAUUGAAGCGCGCAAAAACUCUCCUCUUUGACGACGGUAUAUAGAAAUCCUCUCUCCACAAGCAGAUGAAGUGCUCGUGGAGUUGAUUGUAAAGCCUUCUGUAGAAACAUACAAAUACAAUAAAGACAUC